Fukomys damarensis (Damara mole-rat) is the source of this 2720-nucleotide messenger RNA. RefSeq names its product SH3 domain binding protein 1 (gene Sh3bp1). NCBI's taxonomy places the organism in Eukaryota, Metazoa, Chordata, Mammalia, Rodentia, Bathyergidae. Gene Ontology annotation, biological process: regulation of Rac protein signal transduction; positive regulation of GTPase activity; regulation of actin cytoskeleton organization. Bases 52 to 2217 code for a protein of 721 amino acids. The record is from RefSeq and is a predicted model, not a curated record. Gene Ontology annotation, molecular function: protein binding; GTPase activator activity. Gene Ontology annotation, cellular component: intracellular anatomical structure; cytoplasm; cytosol. The transcript is spliced from 18 exons.
UACAGGCCUCGACCCCCAGCGCGACCCUGCCGCCCCCAGCCUGGCCCCAAGAUGAUGAAGAGACAGCUGCACCGCAUGCGGCAGCUGGCCCAGACGGGCAGCCUGGGACGCACCCCGGAGACAGCCGAGUUCCUGGGUGAGGAGCUGCUGCAGGUGGAGCAGCGGCUGGAGCCUGCCAAGCGGGCAGCCCACAAUGUCCACAAGCGGCUGCAGGCUUGUCUGCAGGGCCAGAGUGGGGCUGACAUGGACAAGCGGGUGAAGAAGCUUCCGCUCAUGGCUCUGUCCUCCACAAUGGCAGAGAGUUUCAAGGAGCUGGACCCCGACUCCAGCAUGGGGAAAGCCUUGGAGAUGAGCUGCGCCAUCCAGAACCAGCUGGCCCGCAUCCUGGCCGAGUUCGAGAUGGCCCUGGAGCGGGGGGUCCUGCAGCCGCUCAGCUGGCUGAGUGAGGAGGAGCUGCCCGCCAUCCUGAAGCACAAGAAGAGCCUACAGAAGCUGGUGUCCGACUGGAACACCCUCAAGAGCAGGCUCAGCCAAGCCGCCAAGAACUCAGGCAGCGGUCAAGGCCUGGGCGGUGGCCCGGGCAGCUAUAGCCACACCACAGCGGCCGCCAACAAGGUGGAGACGCUGAGGGAGGAGGAGGAAGAGUUGAAGAGGAGGGUGGAGCAGUGCAAGGAUGAGUACUUGGCCGACCUGUACCACUUUGCCACCAAGGAGGACUCGUACGCCAACUACUUUAUCCACCUCCUGGAGAUUCAGGCUGAUUACCAUCGCAGGUCCCUGAACUCUCUGGACACGGCCCUGGCUGAGCUGAGGGAGAACCACGGCCAAGCAGACCUCUCCCCCUCGAUGACGACCACCCCCUCCAGCAGGGUGUAUGGGGUGUCGCUGGGGACUCACCUGCGAGAGCUGGGCCGGGAUAUUGCCCUGCCCAUCGAGGCCUGCGUGCUGAUGCUGCUGUCCCAGGGCAUGCAGGAAGAGGGCCUCUUCCGUCUGGCCGCAGGGGCCUCGGUGCUGAAGCGCCUCAAGCAGGCGAUGGCCUUGGAUCCCCGCAGCCUGGAGGGAUUCUGCUCUGACCCACAUGCUGUGGCAGGUGCCCUCAAAUCCUAUCUCCGGGAGCUGCCAGAGCCCCUGAUGACCUUUGACCUCUAUGAUGAUUGGAUGAGAGCAGCCAGCCUGAAGGAGUCUGGGGCCCGGCUGGAGGCCCUCCGAGAGGUGUGCGGCAGCCUGCCCCCUGAGAACUUCAGCAACCUCAGGCUCAGGAGGCUCUCAGGCCUUGGACAUCUAUGGGUGUUCAUGGCCCAGGGUACCCCGGCCCCAUCCCAAGCCCACCUCCUGCCCAGGUACCUAAUGAAGUUCCUGGCCCUGCUUGCUGAGGAGCAGGAUGUAAACAAGAUGACACCCAGCAACAUCGCCAUCGUGCUGGGGCCCAACCUGCUGUGGCCAUCUGAGAAGGAAGGGGACCAGGCCCAGCUGGACGCUGCCUCGGUGUCAUCUAUCCAGGUGGUGGGUGUGGUCGAGGCUCUGAUCCAGAGCGCCGACAUCCUCUUCCCUGGAGACAUCGACUUCAACGUAUCGGGCCUUUUCUCAGCCCUCGCCCCCCAGGACAAGGUCGGCGAUGGACUGGCCCCUGAGGACACACCGCUUGUUGCUGUGCCCCGUCCAGCGACCACCCCGGCCCCAGCCCCGGCCUUGGCCCUGGGCUCAGCCUUAGUGACACCCAAGGAAAGGCCAGAGUCCGAAGCGCCACCCAGACCAGUCUCACCCAUGGUCAACAGGAGCACCUGGGAGACAGCUGCCCCAGCAGAGGACACCGCCCGGAGGACCAAGCGCCCUGCACCAGCCCGGCCCACCAUGCCUCCCCCACAGCUCUCCAGCACGCGCUCCUCUCCUCCAGUCCCACCCCCAACUCCUAGCAGCCCUGUGACUCCCCGGGCUCUGCCCCGCCGUCUGGUGGGCAGCAGCCUCCGGGCCCCCACAGUGCCACCCCCGUUGCCCCCUGUUGCCCCUCAACCUGCCCGUCGCCAGAGCCGACGUUCUCCAGCCUCCCCCAGCCCAACCUCUGCUGGCCAGGCUUCCCCGAGCUCACCUGUGCAGGUGGAAACACAGAGAGUGCAUACAGAAGAGGGGGCCCCCCCCGAGGCUGUAGGUGGGGUCUGUGCCCCACAAGCUGUGCCCCCUCAGCCCCAGCCCAGGGGCCUUGCCUCUGAGACUGACUGAGCGUGCAGCUCCACCCUGACUGGCCCUCAGUGUCCCCAUCCUUCUAGGGCAGCCCUCACCCCUCCCAAAGGGUGGGGCGCCCAGCCUUCGCCCACAAGUGCCUCAGUGCCUGCAGGGUUGGCCACCAUGGCCAGGGGGCUCCGGACAGCCUCUAUUUCCUGACCUUUUCCACCCUGAGCUUGGGAGUUCUCUCCAUCCCUCCACUCCCCACCCUCUGGCAGGGUCCCAGGGAAACCACCAGGAGGAAAGACAGGCUUGCGUGCUUCUACAAGACUUAUUUUUCUCUUGCCAACAUAUUUUUUGUAAGGCUAGUAAAUAAAUUAUUUUGGACAAAACUGGAGCAUGUGCCCAAAUGACAGUUUUAUUUUCUGUCCUUAAAAUAAAGAAACCACUUUCAUAAAGGGGAAGAUUGCAUAUUCUUGGCCUCUUUUCUUUCUUCUGGUCUGAAAUGCUAACAGUCAAUGCUUGUGGAGAUUUCUCUGAGCUGCACACUGAGCUUUUCU